Molecule: messenger RNA, 759 nt
Organism: Symbiodinium necroappetens
Lineage: Eukaryota; Dinophyceae; Suessiales; Symbiodiniaceae
Source: the annotation of a GenBank genome assembly
AUGGGCCUGUGUCCAUCGAGACACCGACGCAGCGUCGACGUUGAUGUCGUGUUCAGCUUUAUCGAGCUUGGUGAUCUACCAGGCCUGAUGAAGUUUACGCCGUCAAACUUCAGCUGGAGCAACGGCACGCUUCCUCCACUUCACUUUGCAAUCCUGCAGGGCAUGUCGCGGGGAAGACAUGACAUACAUCUUCGCAUCGUUGAGUGGAUGCUGAAUGCUGGAGCGGAUCCACAUCAUCAAGCGCCGUACUUUCGCAUUCCUGGUGUCUUUCCCGACAGCAACAAGUCGGCGAUGGUCAAGCUGAGCGUCGGCCCUCCAAAUUCUCCAAGUGCCACGAUUGAAGUCGCCUAUGCCGGCCACUCUGCGAUCUCACUUUCUGUGGCAUGGCUUAAAGCUCUGCAUCGGAGUCCCACCGCUUCUCAUGGGCAGCGGGGGAACUCCGUGUCCACUCAUUCCGCUCAGACUCACAUCCAAUACUUCGAGAGCAUCUUGGCUGUAAUCGCACGGGCCAUGGAUGCCAGGCGCACGCAGGCCUCUGUGGAUCAAGGUGUGAUCAACCGCUGGGAGGUCAUGCGGGAUAUGACGGAGACCCACAACGUGACCUUUGAGACAGCUGGUGGCGCGGUAACUUGUCAUGACAUUGUCCUGAUGGCUGCCUCUCCCGUCCUCAAGGCAUUGCUGCGGUCGCCGAUGAAGGAGGCUGCAAGCAAGUCCAUUGCCGUGGAGGAAACCCCCAGAGCCGGCGUGGCGCUGUUCCUG